Messenger RNA from Cynoglossus semilaevis (tongue sole), 1702 nucleotides. It is a transcript of the gene ctxnd1, whose product is annotated as cortexin domain containing 1. The coding region runs from base 437 to 760 and encodes 107 amino acids. Lineage: Eukaryota; Metazoa; Chordata; Actinopteri; Pleuronectiformes; Cynoglossidae. The record is from RefSeq and is a predicted model, not a curated record. The transcript has a single exon.
CAGACUUCAGUGGCAGUUCUGGGUGUGACCAUUCUCAUUAGUCUGAGACACGACGAGUCGAUUCAAUUAUUUAUGAGCCGAGUUAGUUUAGAGUUGAGGAGGAAAGAGCUCCUGUUGUGGAAGUUAAUCAGAAAAGAUGCCUUCAGGGACAAAUGGUAAUUGUAGCAGUCGAUUAUAGAAGGGCUGCGGUGAUAACAUCCACUCUCUCUGAAACUGUUACUGUACGAACAAAAGGAGUUGGACGUGGACGUUAGCUGUGUAGCCAAACUCAGGAAACCUAGCAGUACCACUGGUGACUGUGGGGGCGGUGUUGAGCAGUACACCUCAAAUCUGCCCUAGUGGACGCAGAUAUCCACCAGAGGGCAGUAGAGAGACAAAUGCAGCUAUUAACAUUAAUGUUAUCAUAGACCUUCAUUGAAGUGCAAGGUUGGUAAAAAUGGUCCACAGCCGCCGCUCCGUCAGGUGUCCUUUAACAUGUCCUGGUCCUUCUGUUUCUCUGUCUCCUCCACAGCUGUGUCUUCAGAAUGAUAACACGGUGCGAGGCGGCGUCCAAGGACAGCAGCAGAGAGUAUCCAUCAUGGAGGUGGAGGGAACAGCAGAGCCAGAGUACGUGGACCUGGACCAGGGCCUGACUCUAGCCUGCAUCGCCUUCCUCUGCCUGCUGCUGAUGGCCAUGAUUAUACGCUGCGCCAAGGUGAUCAUGGAUCCUUACAGCGCCAUACCGACCUCCACCUGGGAGGAGCAGCACCUGGACGACUGACAGAUAAACACACAUCGGUACCGGGCACUGUUCAGUUCCUGUCACCCAUACACAACAGUUUCAGUACCUGUAGUUUGUACCAGAACACGAUGAAGCCCACAUUAAGGAUGAGCAGCAGACCAGCAGUUCCCUGGUUAGAUCGCUGGUUUUCUCCCACAGUUCAACACAUGAGAAACCAGAUCAUUGUUCAAUCGAAGCUGAUUGCAGGUGUGAAUGUAGUGAAUGUCUGUGACCAUGUGACGGACUGGCAAACUUCCAGGAUGUAGCCUGCCCCCACCUGGUGACCGCUGGGCCACGCCUUGAAAUCCUGAGAAGGGUAUGAGAGUAAAUGGUUGGUGUAGGAACUGUUUUCAACUACAUCUGAAAAAGGACCUUCCAACCCUGGAGGUAACAGUAGAAAAACUAACACUGACACACUUUUAAAAACUGGACAUAGAAAAAAAGCACAACAUUGAACUAAAUACAUUUGUUGAAACACAUUUUACUGGUCAACGGUCUGUGUUCCCUAUGGUACACGUAGACCAGGGGUGUCAAACUUAUUUUGGUUAAGGGGCCACAGCCUGAUCAGAUGUUAAGUGGGAAAGAAGUAACACAAUACAGAAGUACAAGUGUAUUAGAAAACUCAAUCAUGAAGACGUUUUCUUUCUACUUUCAAAAUUUGUCAAGCAGGCAGGAUUGAGCCUCCUAGUGGGCCGGUUUUGGCCCACAGCCCAUAUGUUUGACACCCCUGAUUUAGAGGAUGUCGAUCACUACGGACGAUUACAUCUAAGAGAGGUCACGUAAUAAGGUCAAACUCUACCCACUUCUGCUCAACCCAUCAAUCAAAGGUCACAGGAACAUUCAAACGGAGAUCAACAAUCAACCAGAAAAUGUCAGAACUGGGUUGAAAGGUCAGAUGAAAGACCAAGAGGAAGCUCCUAUUUCAACCUGGACAGAUCGGUG